This is a messenger RNA of Trypanosoma brucei brucei TREU927, 5109 nucleotides long. RefSeq lists its product as hypothetical. Gene Ontology annotation, molecular function: protein-containing complex binding. The record is from RefSeq and is a predicted model, not a curated record. The transcript has a single exon. NCBI's taxonomy places the organism in Eukaryota, Euglenozoa, Kinetoplastea, Trypanosomatida, Trypanosomatidae. Bases 1 to 5109 code for a protein of 1702 amino acids.
AUGACUUUAAUUCCUCAAAACCCCUACCGAAUGAGUUUCAGCAGAUGUAAUAAUGAGCGAAAAGCUUCAAUUCCCUUGCAACCGACCAACACGAAUGGGGGGAUCAGUGCUGAUAACACUGGUGUAGAUCUUAAAGCUCAUCGUGUGACUCCAUUCACCACCACAUUUGGACGGAGACACACCCUAUAUGGGGAGACAGAGAUACGCGAGGCAAAGGAAACUUUAGCAAAGUUAUUUGUGCCAGUGGCAAAGUUGGGAAUGUACCGGCUGCGAAGAAGUAGACUGCACAAAAAGAAUUCAGAGCUUCGGAGCUACACUAUCGACUCCAUUGUUCAGGCAUACCGGAGUUCCAACUCAAUAAUCUCCACUUGGCCUAUGGACGUGCUAACCUUGCUUGCUGAGGGAGCACAGUAUCACUACUUAGAAGAUGGCGAGGUGAUUGUAUAUGCGAGGGAAUGGUACUUGUCGACUGGAAUUAUUGUUGUUCUCUUCGGUGAGGUGCAGGAGACGCUACCAAAAUCUGAGAAAAACUUCACACCGAAUAAGACGUCUGGUAACAUACGGCACCCUGAGCGUUCCGUUUUAUGCGAACAAACCGUUCUCUGUAGGGAUUUUGCACCUUCGCGUCUAAAGGCGCACGGUUAUGCCGAUGUAGCAGUAAUACCCGCUCGCUGGGUUUGGGAUGCCAUCAAUUACACCUCAAUGGAGCCAUUUGCUGAGGGGAUGCUAGACUCUUUGAGAAUGACUGUUGCACCAUUAUGUGAAAGCGUUUUGGAACGAACGUACUUUCCCACCGCGUUGACGCUUCGUCGCAGUUGGCUUUGGUCUUUCUUCAGUGCAGGGGAGCGAAUUCGUCUCGCACGCCUCAUGGAGGUGAAGGUGUUUUGCGCUGGCGACACCCUGUUUGGUGAAGGGGACCGUAAUCCGUACGUGUACAUCAUUCGCCGCGGUGCCGUUCGGGUUGUGGUGUGCAAGGAGCCCAUUUUGGACUUUGGCCCCGGCGCAGCCUUCGGCGAGGUGAGUGUCAUUUUUGAUGAACCACGCUGCUGCCAUGCGAUUGCCACGUGUUUAUGUGAAGUUUACUGUUUGCACCGUCGUCACAUUAUGAAGCGACUCAGGAAGAAGGCGCACGUGUGUGAUAGCGUGAUUGGAACAGCCCUGAGAAGGCGUGAGCAGUGGUUGGAGGACGCCAAGACAAGGCACGUGAUGAGCCUUACUGUUUUGUUAGGAGGCGUCCCCUGUCUCAGUCAGGCGACAGAAAAGGUCCGAGCGGCCAUAGCGGAGAAGGCCAAAACAGUGGUGCUGCCCCCGCGACAAGUGUUAUUCAAAAAGGGAACCUUGUGCGAUCAUCUUUUCAUUGUGGGGCGGGGAACCCUCUUAAUGGAAGGUGCUGAAGAUACUGUAGCGACUCGUACGUCAACGGGGUUUGUGGGUGAGUUGUUUCUCCAUCCGCAUUUGUGGCCCACAGACGUUACCUCCCUCACAUCUGUUGAUGGCUGGAUGUUCCACGUUGAUGUAGUGAAGGAUGCGCUUGAUAGCAUAAACGCAAGGGAACAGGCAGUUGACAUAUGCCGUCAGGGGAUUGAACUUUAUCGCGCUCAGUACGGGCCGGAAAGUGUUAUGGAGCCAACCCCUGCACCCCGAAAGUUGGGUCCCGCGCGUAAAGGCACAACUGCCUUUUCUUCGGGGGCGAAGCAGUCAAAUUCACUCCGUCAGAAGGGGCAACCCAGAAGUCCGUCACUUCCCAGCACGCCAAGGCUUGUAGCGGUAGCGAAGACUACUCCUGUGAAGGAGGAGCCACUGGAGAAGUUUGAUUGGAACGCGUAUGCAAUCGAGGAUAAGGUAGCGCUGCCCUCAGCGGACACGGAUGAAAGUGAUAAGCGCAGUGAACGGCAGCAGACCGAGCAUGUCAUUGAGGCUGAACUCGGUGGGCAGGCGGGGAGUUUGUUGUCCGCUGGUGUAGGGCUAGGAAUUAGUGCUAUUGACUGCGACUUUUCUGAUGAGGUGGAUGAGAUGCGGCAAAUGUUACUUGAGCAGGCCCUUCUAAUACCUUCAAACAGACUACUGUUCUUCCUCAGGCAAAUAAAUCGCAGCAAGGUUACAUUGGUGGUGGACGACGGUGCCGUUGUGACGGGAGAGUGUUCGUUAGAGACAACCGUGGGUGACGAUCUGACGUUCCCCCAGUACGUCUUACCGCCCUCUGUUGUGUACACUUUAGACAAUGUGAACACUUAUAAUGUGGAUGGCGCGCCAUUUAACGGGGAGGACGUGCUAAACGACACCAACCGACAGUUAGCAGACGGAGUCGGUACGACUGCGCACCGACGAGCACGCACUCCCGAAGUUGCUCUUGUGACACCAGAUUUUAUGUCAACGUUUCGCUCCACCGAUGAAAUGGCAAAUACAACCUUAAAGGGGCAACAGUUUGGCGGCCUUUCAUUGUUCCUGCGGUCCGGUCGUCCAUGUUCGGGGCUCAGUGGUAAGCACCAUCUACAGCAUUCAUCGUCCCUUUAUGGGACGCUGCGGCGUAGGAGUCUUAGCGGGGUGAGCAGAAAUUAUACUCCUUAUCCCCAAACUCCUUUUACGCCUGAUGUACACGGUUCGACACAGUACAGUUUCUCUAACAUAUACACAAGACUCAAUAGCGUGGAUUACACACAACAAGCGAAAAUCACAGCUUCUGCACUCCAGUCUGCUCUUGAUCGUUUUGUGAAACUGGACGACCAAAAUUACUUUCAACAAGUGGUGCGUGUCUGCUUACCAACAGAGGCAGAGCAGCAGUUGAUUACGGAAGAGGUUGGUAGUGGUGGUAAGAGUAGCUGUGACUUGAUACUACUGCUGAUGCACGUUAGGAAGUGUGAGGGCCUCCAGCUAAGUGACGAUAUGCAGUACCCUAUUGUGAAGGUUUAUACCAAGACGCGCGUCCUCAUCAGAACGCCAAUUAUGGAGGAUCGUGUGGAACCGGACUGGCCGAUUGAGGUGGCCUCUUUUAUAACAUUUAUUCGCCGUGAUGCUGACGUCAGCUUUUGCAUCUGUGAUGCGGGCCAGGAAGAUAAGGUUGAAUAUACUGCCAACCUGGCCGCAGCUGACUUAGGAGAGAAUAGGGGUGUUGGCCUUCGGAAGUUGGUCAUGCAUCGUGGGGCUACGGAAUCUAAUGAUGAAAUCAAUGAGACCAAAGCCACUAUUGAGGUGUGCAUGAUGGCCGUUACUACUUCCAAGCACCACGCACUGCAGAAGCAUCUUGAUGAGGAGGAGGACGCUUGCAAAUCAUCUGAUGACUUUAGUGCAAUCUACCUGCAGGUACUGGGGGUGAAAGGCUUAAAGCAUCGUAUAGAGGCUGCCGUCCAUAUUAGUGUGGAGAUGGAUGGGAAGACAAAAGAGGUUCUGCGCACCCAUAAGAUCGCACCCAAAACACGCUCUCCCGCGUGGCCGGGGCAAACCAGUUUUUGUGUUGCUCAGGGGGACGGUGUAAUCAGUUUUGAUCUUUUCCAUCGCGACACGUUUGUGGCGUCGUACGAUACUUCCGUCGACACUCUCGCAUUUGGCGGUACCGGUGUGCAGUGUUUACCUCUCCUUCGCGCUCAGGGGACCGGCGGGGACCCCUAUGGCGACUUGUAUGUUUCCAUUCUUGGAACCAAAACACCAUGUGGGGAGGAGGACGUCGUGGAGCGACCGUCGAAGUUGCUUGUCGUGCAUGUGGAGGCGCUUUCUCUACGCCAAAAUCUGGAUUUAGAGUUUGUACCUGAUCCAUUUGUCAUUAUCCGGGGCCCCAAAGGGGAGGUAAUUAUGCGCACCGCAAUGAACUUUGGUACGUAUGAGGCGAAAUGGUCGGAGGAACGUGCUUCUUGCUUCAUCCUUUGCCCCUCGCUCCCCGGUUGCGUCGUAACGUAUCACUUGGAGGUGUAUGACAACAAUGAGUCGAGCAAGAUUGGUGAAGCAACAAUGACGGUUACCGUGAACGGCACAAAACGCAAUCGUAUGAUGCUUGACAUUGGGGGAAAGGGACUACUCACAGUGGUGGCUCAUUCGUUUCCAAUACAAGAUGUUAUCAGCCACAGCCAACCGCCUGGAUCAGGUCUUACCAAUCACCUCACCGACACCUCCAGCUCUAGUAUAGAAGAAGGUUACUUCUUGCAGGUUCAUAUUUGUAGUUGUGAGAGCCUUCAGGGGACUGGGUUUGAUGAUUUCCAGAUUGACCCUGUCGUAACUGCACGGGUUGGACGGAAGCGUAUUGUAGUUGCACCACUCGUGUCGGGCUGUACGGCACCCCAGUGGAAGUAUCCGAAAGCCACUUUUGUCCUUCCGUUUGUCCCUGACGUUCUCAGCCAUAUCGUUUUGGAGGUUUGGGACACCAACAUCGAGCUAUGCGAUGUUCUCGGCGUCGCCCGCCUUCCAAUGGAAGAGAUAUGCCGAACUGGAACACACAAAUACACUCUGCAGCCACAUAAGGAUCAAGAGUAUGGUCGGCGCAGGGAUUUAGGUACCAUUGUGGUAAACACUCGGUUCGGUCGCGUAAAUGGAGCUGUCGUUUCUAAGGAGUCGCCCUUGUUCUUUUCAGCGGGCUCUUCAGGCUCAGGUAUCUUUCGGUCCCGUUUAUUUCCUUCUACGAAUAGGGGGCCAAACCUCCCCAUCACUCGAGUCCGUUUGCACAUAUCCAGCUGCUGCUCUGCCGUAUCCGCAUGGCCUUUCGACUUUAUAAAGGUGACAUUAACAUGCCUUCAUCAUGUUUUGCUUGAGGUGCGUAAAUCCUGCAAAGAUGAAUUCUUCGUCGCAUGGUCCGUUGAUGAUGCGCAAACUAUCGUGGACCUUAGGGCCAUAUACGGACGAUCCCUGCGACUCGCUGUUUCUGGUGGAAAGGAAGAGACUGGACGAUUAACAACCCACAUUGGCGCCGCGCAUUUGCCCUUUUCAACGCUGGCAUCAGCGUCCCCGGAGGUUGUCUCUGUGCGGAGUUUACCACUAGUAGACCAGGCAACUGAGGAACGGAGUAGCGGGAGUAGAAGUGGUCGGCGAUGUGUAACUCCGAGUGUUUCAGCGCAGGAACCUAGUAUAACCGUGUCCCUUCUUGCGCUUGAUUCUGACCACUCUGUGAGCUUGGGAAGUGAGUAG